AUGCCCAAGAAUAAGGGAAAGGGCGGUAAGAACCGUCGUCGCGGCAAGAACGAGAACGACAACGAGAAGCGUGAGCUUGUCUUCAAGGAGGAAGGUCAGGAGUACGCUCAGGUCGUGAAGAUGCUGGGUAACGGUCGUCUCGAGGCACUGUGCUUCGAUGGCGAGAAGCGUCUCGCCCACAUUCGUGGCAAGCUCCGCAAGAAGGUCUGGAUCAACCAGGGUGACAUCAUUCUCCUCUCGCUCCGUGACUACCAGGACGAGAAGGGUGAUGUUAUCAUGAAGUACACCGCCGACGAGGCCCGUUCUCUGAAGGCUUACGGCGAGCUUCCCGAGCACGCCAAGAUCAACGAGACCGAUACCUACGGCGGUGAAGGCCUGGACGACAACGUCGAGUUCGACGAGGACCGCGAAAGCGAGGACGAGAAGGAGAUCGAUGUUGACGAGCUCUAA
Messenger RNA from Penicillium coprophilum, 450 nucleotides. Its product is annotated as translation initiation complex factor eIF1A. The transcript has 2 exons. Gene Ontology annotation, molecular function: translation initiation factor activity; RNA binding. Lineage: Eukaryota; Fungi; Ascomycota; Eurotiomycetes; Eurotiales; Aspergillaceae. The record is from RefSeq and is a predicted model, not a curated record. Gene Ontology annotation, biological process: translational initiation. Gene Ontology annotation, cellular component: cytoplasm. The coding region runs from base 1 to 450 and encodes 149 amino acids.